UUGAUUUCAAUGUCAAUCUACAAGUCGACCUGUUAACAGCAAAACUUAUAUUUUAUUUGUAAUUUAACAAUUUCCUUAAUACUUAUGAAUACUAAAUUUACAAAAGUAAUUAACUAAUUUCAAGCACCAUCAGUUGGUGCGUCUAAAGACUGUUAAUAAUAAGUCCAAGUUAAAAGGAAUGAUUUUAUCGAAUAUGCGAAUACGAAAAUUAUCGCUCAAGAAAUGUAUUUAUUUGGCAGUGAUCUGCGCUCUGCUGCUUAUAUUUUAUUUUAAUAACAAGAACUAUGAAGAACUGGACACCCCGCAUCAGCAUCAGAAGGGAAACAAGAAAUUUGAUACAAGGUUCCAGUCGAAGACGUUCCGAGGCAAUGCCUGGUAUUUCUCAAAUACAGAGUACAAUUCCCGUCCGCCUAUGGCCAACAGAAUUGACAAGGAACACAGGUUGCUACCGUCUCAAGUGGAUAAAAGUGACCGCAUUGUCAAUCAGCUGAUGUACGUGCCGCAGAGCUACCACCGGAUCGUAGAAAGCGGCCAGCUGAAAACCAUUCUCCUCGUCCAUGGCCUGCGUCAGUGGAAUGUGAAGAGGGGCCGCGAUAUCUUCCGGAUCGCCAAGUGUCCCGUGCAUACCUGCGAGCUAACUGACGAUAUGCAAAUGGCCAGCACCGCCGACAUGAUGCUCCACAAGGAAAAGUUCAAGCCAACGGGAAAAGUUCCCAAAAAUUCCAAGCAAAUCAACAUGCUCUUUUCUAUGGCCACCUAUGUACCAGUGCCAGAUGGUGUUAACUGGACGGCCACCCACAGACGCGACAGCACCAUCGUUGCGCCCUAUACGAAGUGGGUGUACUACGACGACAACGUCCAGGAGAGGAAACAGGACCGAAACUAUGCGGCGAACAAAACGAAGAAGGUGGCCUGGUUCGUGUCCAAUUGUAACGCGGUAAAUGGUAGAUUAAAGUAUGCCCUUGAGCUGCAACAUCACAUCAAGGUGGACAUUUAUGGCGCAUGUGGCAAGUUGAAAUGCUCGCGUUCCACGCCAGAAAAGUGCUUGAAGUUACUUGAAAAUUACAAGUUCUACCUGGCCUUCGAAGACUCCAACUGCAUGGACUAUAUCACGGAGAAAUAUCUUGUGAAUGCCCUGGACCGAGGGGUGCUGCCCAUUGUGAUGGGUGCCCGGCCGGCGGACUACGAGGAACUGGCGCCUCGUCACUCGUACAUACACGUGGAUAACUUUGAGUCGGCAAAGGAGUUGGCCGAGUAUCUGAGAGUUCUGGACCGUGAUGACGAUCAGUACAACUCGUACUUCUUGUGGAGGGGUACGGGGGAAUUCAUUGACACGCACUUCUGGUGCCGGGUCUGUGCGAUGCUGCACUAUGAGGAUGAGGUGCGAGAUCCGGCCCGGUCCAGCAACGAAAGGAUAUUGCAGGGAAUGUGCAUCCGCGGCUCCUGGAGGGGCCGUAUAGGAAUGAAGGAUACUCACUCCCUCAGAUUGGGGAAGCAAGAUUUAUUCGGAAACAUCAAAGUGGCCAAAAAUUUUAUGCCAGACUAAAAGAUAACAGAUAACAGAAUUAACUACACUCGAUACCAGAGGCUGAAGUUCAACAAAGUGUUUAAAUGUCCCUUGGGUCAAUGGCUUCUGGUCAAUGGCUUUUUAUUAAAAUUUGUCACGCACAGAAAAUGAAAUGGAUUAAUGCA
Molecule: messenger RNA, 1692 nt
Organism: Drosophila obscura
Lineage: Eukaryota; Metazoa; Arthropoda; Insecta; Diptera; Drosophilidae
Product: glycoprotein 3-alpha-L-fucosyltransferase A-like
Exons: 4
Coding region: 179-1546 (455 amino acids)
Cellular component (GO): membrane
Molecular function (GO): alpha-(1->3)-fucosyltransferase activity
Source: RefSeq, a predicted model, not a curated record